Spodoptera litura is the source of this 3100-nucleotide messenger RNA. It is a transcript of the gene mAChR-B, whose product is annotated as muscarinic acetylcholine receptor. Gene Ontology annotation, cellular component: plasma membrane. Gene Ontology annotation, biological process: adenylate cyclase-activating adrenergic receptor signaling pathway; positive regulation of MAPK cascade. The record is from RefSeq and is a predicted model, not a curated record. NCBI's taxonomy places the organism in Eukaryota, Metazoa, Arthropoda, Insecta, Lepidoptera, Noctuidae. Gene Ontology annotation, molecular function: G protein-coupled receptor activity.
UGGACGACGCUAACGUUCCGGGCCGUCGCGGCCGCCGGACGACACCCGUUCCCCGUUUGGCACAUUCCUUAUCUAUACCGACGCACUGAGGUUCGGUAGCAAGAUCUGACCACACAACUCAGACAAUAAUAGCAGCCUUCAAUAGCAAGCCUUUAAGAUGAAUUCUACGGAGACCAGCCUCGACGUCAACCGGUCCACACCGAUUUAUACAAUCGGUACCAGCUUUAUAACACAAUGGAAACUACAGAAGAUGAGACAGAGAACAUGUUUGACCACCGCUGGGGGGUACCAAGAGUGUCACGGCGAGUACUUAGUGGCCAAUGGAACGAACUAUACUGACAUCUACUACUUCAACAAUACAUUCGAAAAUAUUCUCACCGUUAAUGGCGGUUUGCAACCAGUCUUGCCGCCUUUCCCAUUGUGGUUGGCGGCCAUCUUUGCAACGUGCCUCGUGCUGGUCAUCCUUCUGACAGUCAGCGGUAAUGUGCUGGUACUACUCGCCUUCCUGGUCGACAGGACCAUCCGUCAGCCCAGUAAUUACUUCAUCGCCUCGCUAGCUGCCACCGAUCUGUUAAUUGGUACUUUAUCACUUCCAUUCUACACUGACUACGUUCUAAAGGGCUACUGGCAUUUAGGGCCCCUAUUAUGUGACCUUUGGUUGUCAGUCGACUACACCGUAUGUCUCGUCUCUCAAUACACAGUUCUACUUAUAACUGUAGAUAGAUUCUGCAGCGUGAAAAUAGCAGCGCGGUAUAGAGCCUGGCGAACGAAAAAUAGAGUUAUCUGGAUGGUAACCGUAACAUGGAUCAUCCCAGCUUUACUAUUCUUUACGACAAUAUUCGGAUGGGAACAUUUUGUUGGAUACAGAGAUUUACAAGAAGGCGAAUGUGCCGUACAGUUUUUAAAAGACCCGAUAUUCAAUACAGCUUUAAUCAUAGGCUAUUAUUGGACUACGCUGUUCGUUUUGAUUGUACUUUAUGCUGGAAUUUUUAAAACAGCGUACGAUAUGCAAAAGAAGAGUGAAGCAAAACAAAGAAAGAUGCAGUCCAUGGUUGCACUAAGUGCUGGAGUUAUGACAGGAAUGGCUGGUCGAGCUGCCGGCAUGGCAGCCUUAUCAAAAGCUACUAUAUCCAGUGAGGAUCAAAUGAAAGUAUCUGAGGCGAUGCGGAAAGACUCCACGUCAAAAGGGUCUCUAGCAGCUCCGUUGCUUAAUCUUGGUGGAUCCAGUGACUCCAAUUCAAGCCAGAAGUCUUCAGCUCACAAAAGUAGUGCUACUGUAACUGGUACUUCUACUACAGCUGAAUCUGAUGGAGAUAAGAAAGAAGAUCAGGUAGAAGCAGAAAGAUCAAGCAGUCCGGCUUUUGAUUCAGAUGAAGAAAGUACUACACAAACAAAUGUCAAGAAACGGCCGUCAGUGGCAAACUUAGUGAUGCAAACAGGUGCUAUUCAACUUUUGAAUAACAUGCGUCUCAACGGCGGUAUGAUGCUCAAAACUGAUAUGAAACAGUCACCGAUACUGAAACAUGAGCUUGAGAAGCCAAAAUCAUCCUUAUCACAGAUAUCAGAGAAGAGUUUGCUUGACACUGACAACCCUGAUACAUCGCAGGGCACCGACAAUAUUCCUAUACCAAAUGUGCCAUUGUCUACCGCUAGUCUUAUGUCUCCGUUAUCUUCUGGUAUAACAACACCGUCCGAACAAAGAGAAGUAUCGACCACAAUUGCUCAAAGAAUCAUUCCACCCCCAACAGAAUUCAGGUGUAGUCCUCCAGUUUCUGAAAGCCCUCCAUCACAUUCAGAAUCAUCUCGCACUAGGACUGUAAGACUUAUGAAAGGUGAUGGUACGUCGUACGACAUGCUUGUAGGUAUGGAUGGAGCAGACUUGAGAUACAUGGAUGAGAGUUCUGUGAAUGUACCGUCACCCACAUACGAGAGCCCACCCUCGUCUGUCACAUUCCCCACCGCGACUGCGACUGAACCAUCAUCUCCACCUACAUUAAAUUCAGGUAACGAAACUAACAAGUCUUUAUUACAAGCAGCCCUAAUACGAGCGACCGCAGAAGCUCAAGUAACGCAGCCUAAAACGAAUUUCUCCCCGCCUCCUCCAAUCAAAGUGAAUACCGAGGUGAGUUUAACUACAGGGGAACGUUCCAAGCCUGUCAUUACUCUUGUAUCGUCGUCUUCCAACAACAAUGAACCUCAACCCCCAAAGCCGGUUGAGGCAAAAAUGUCUCCAUUGAAACUCAAUCCCGCAAUAAGUCCAGCGGUCGAAAAUAGUGAUAUAUCAAGUACCGUGGUAACUGGGUCAGGCCGCGGCGACUCCAAGAAAGAGUUUGUAAAAAACAUAGGAAAAAAAUUAAAAGUUAAACGUUCAAAGCGAGACGGUCUGUUUCCGAGCAUUGGUCGGCAGAAAUCGAAAUCGGAAAACCGAGCGAGGAAAGCUUUUAGAACUAUAUCGUUCAUAUUAGGCGCGUUUGUCGUUUGUUGGACUCCAUAUCACAUACUGGCACUAGUGGAGGGUUUCUGCACAGACCCGCCGUGCAUUAAUAAACAUCUGUACAUGUUCUCGUACUUCCUGUGCUACGCGAACAGUCCUAUAAACCCGUUCUGCUACGCGCUCGCCAACCAGCAGUUCAAGAAGACUUUCACGAGACUCCUCCGGGGGGACUUCCACAUCACCUAGUCCAUGUAUGUCGGUCACCGACACGCGUAAACCGGAGAAACUGACCGAAUAUCCGAUGCAAAUGUUUUACGCACAACUUUCAUUGAAAGAUGAUUAUAUUAAUAAGACAAUACCAAAUUUAUGACUUUGUUGGAAGCUUUCAUUGUAUAGACAUGGGGUCGUGUAGCGUAUGUGUACUAAAUGUAUAGUGGUUUCAGCUUUAUAAAAGCAAAUCUUUAUUAAAUGUAAAUAGUAAUAGAUAAUACGUAUAUUUUUAAUUUUAUUUCUUCAAAUGUUCAGAACUGACAAUAAAUUGUUAGAUCGUGUAUAUAAUGGUGAAUUUAAAGUCUCUUCGUAUUUCUAAUUAAUGUCAUAGUUAAUUACUAUAAUGCUAGUUUAGUGUGAUAGAGGCUUCAAGUAAUGUCGAAGACAUUGUGGUAA